Molecule: messenger RNA, 920 nt
Organism: Sycon ciliatum
Lineage: Eukaryota; Metazoa; Porifera; Calcarea; Leucosolenida; Sycettidae
Exons: 1
Source: RefSeq, a predicted model, not a curated record
AUGCCGGGUGACAACAGCUUCCCUGAAAUGUACGGUCUUCCAAAAGACCACAAGUCCAAUAUUCCUCUCAGACCAGUCGUUGCGGCCUGCGGCAGCCCAGUUACAAACAUCUCCAUAGUCCUCGAACGCAUCCUCAAUCAAUGUCUCCAGUUCGUGCCAGCACACCUGGAGAACACUGUUGAAGCACUCCAGUGUAUGAGGAGCGCGUUUCCCAACCUCAAGGCCCCGCCCGGCACCAUCAUUGUGACUAUGGAUGUGGUGGCCCUUUACCCUAGCAUCCCGAUUAACGAUGGCAUUGCAGCAGUCAUGAGAGUCCUCCGACAACACGAGGGCAGCAUCGAUCUGUUCGGUUUUCGAAUUGGGCAGGUCAAGGAGCUCCUCGCACAUGUGCUGAGCUCCAACUACUUCCGGUUUGGAGCGCAGGUGUACCACCAGAAGGAUGGUGUGGCUAUGGGCAAUAACCUAGCGCCCCCCUUUGCCAUCCUGUACAUGCAUGACCUAGAGAGUUCGCUCUUGCGUAGUGCACCUGCCAGCCCAGUUCUGUACAAGCGCUACAUCGAUGAUGUUUUCAUUGUGUGGAACCUCGGUCCGGAACUUCUGCAGAGUUUCCUAGAUCACUUCAAUAAUGCCGAUCCUAAUAUUAAAUUCACUCACCAAUCCACGGAGUUGACUGGCUCAAUCAAUUUCAUGGACACGACCGUCCAUGUCUCACCAGAUGGAUCUAUAUCCUAUGAACUAUACCGCAAGCCAUGUCACAGCGGACUGGUAUCAGACUACAACUCGUCAGUUCCCAACCAGCAAAAGAAAGCAAUUGCUUCCUCUGAGUUCCUGCGUGCCGUCCGCCUAUCCUCCGAUGCCGACACCCUAAAAAGAAGUGAAGAAAAAGUAACCAACAUCCUAAAAUUCAACAACUUCCCAGA